AUGAAGAAGGCAGCCAAGGCAGUAUCAGCGUUGAGCAGCAAGAAAGUACUUGACAUUCUCGCAGCCGCCGCGUUGAGUCAUCAGGAUGUCUGGUCAGAGAUCCGAGGAGCCCAUGUCCAGGAAGUGGAUGGCGAACUCACGAGACAAGCCAGGAUAAUCGAGCACCUGGAAGCCCGAUCUCGACGCGAUUACAAAGCAACCCACGGCGUAAGGGGUACCUUUCAAUUGGCGUCGACGACACAGAUCCGUCAGAGAAAUCAGCCGGGGUCUGUUGAAUCUGCGUAUGGCAAGGAUGAGUACAGUGAUGAAGAUGAGGUAGAGGAUGGCGAAGACGAAGAAGAAGAAGAGCAGGAGGAGGAGGAGGAGGACCACGACGACAACGACGACGACAAACCUGAGACAGACAUCUUCGGCUUUGCAGCCAACUCUGAUAAGGUCCACUAUGUCCUCCAUACUCGAUAUGCUGGCCUCCGAGACUCGCAACAGUCAAUGAUCAUUUACGAGGCUGCAGGGCGCUCGCGGUGGAAAACACGAUUUUGCGGUUCUCAAAGCUCUGCGUUUUUUGACCAAGAGCUUAGCUGA
Molecule: messenger RNA, 582 nt
Organism: Aureobasidium subglaciale EXF-2481
Lineage: Eukaryota; Fungi; Ascomycota; Dothideomycetes; Dothideales; Saccotheciaceae
Exons: 2
Coding region: 1-582 (193 amino acids)
Source: RefSeq, a predicted model, not a curated record